Molecule: messenger RNA, 4476 nt
Organism: Ectocarpus siliculosus
Lineage: Eukaryota; Phaeophyceae; Ectocarpales; Ectocarpaceae
Source: the annotation of a GenBank genome assembly
AUGCAGGGCUCCUCUUCUGACGACAACGGGAUGGCUGCGCACGGCGGCGCCGCCGGUGGCGCCGGCGCCGGCCUAUUGGCCGCCCACCGGCCGCAGUCCGACUCCGCGGGAGAACAUUCCGAGGACCGUUCCGACUCGGAGGAUGAUGGCGACUCGGAUGACGACGAUUCAGACGGGGAUUCGGAUGACGAGGAGGAGGAUGAUUCCGACGAUGGCGAUGAUGAUGACGGGCAUGGCGGGCACGAGGCAGAGAUGGGCGGGCAGGGGGUGGACGGGGAAGAAGGGCGCCCCGGGGUACAUCCGGUGUUUCAGCAGACCAUGGACGCCGGCGCCGCGGCUGGCAUCGGGUUGGGAGGGGGUGGCGGGGAAGGGUGGAUUGCUCGAGGGGCUACGGCGGAGCAGCUGUCUCUGUGGGGGGUGCAGCCGCCGCCGGGCCUCGCGAGACAGUACGCGACGCGGCACGGGGAGCGUGGGGGAGGAAUGAACAUGAUGACCAUGAACGACUUCAUGGAGAGCGACGCCGCUCUGAACCAGAUGCUUCGCUCCGUCACUCCCCAAGGCGCGGGCGGCGCCGGCGCCCCUCCCCUCGUCCGCGUUGUUCGCGGGACCGGCGGGGCAGACACGGGUUGGACUGAGAUGAUCGCACAUGACCUUCAUGCGGCAGCGCCAGGGCCUUCCCACAACACCACCAGACUCUUCCCGGACGGCCCGUCGGCGGCCACCCAGGCGCACGCCGCCCCCGUCGUGCACCCGCUCCUCCUGAGGCACGUCAGGGCGCCGGGCAGCACGGGCAGCGGCGGUAGGAGCAGCGGCCGGGGCGGCCGGGGCAACCGGGGGGGCGGCGGUAACGGCGGCGGCGGCGGCGCGGCCGGUGGUCGGCAGCAGUCGGUGCUCGGAAUGCUGCCGAACGAGCGGCUGAUCUGGGAGAGCCACGGGGUACCGGUGGGGGGUGGCGCUGGCGGCGGCGGCGGCGGCGGGGUGGUUGGUAUGCCGGAGCAAACUCUUGUGGACGCCAUCGAGGGUCUCAACCUGGUGGUCCCCGCCGAUGCCGCCGGCUCCGCCACCCGCCGCCUGAUGCAGGGCGGGGCGACCGUGGUGCCCCCCCCGCCACCCGGGGGCGUUUUCGCGGCGGGUGGCGGCGGCGGGCGAAUGCCCAACGGGGGGCGUUGGACCGACAACGGGCAGCCGCUCCCCCUGGCGGAGGGGAGGACGGUGAUCCCGAUGUUGGCCCAAGGGGACCAGGCGUUUUUCGCCCUUUUGCUCCCUUCCCACGCGCUGAAAGGCGGCGGCGGCGGAGAGGCUGGGGCUGCCGCGCCCCGCCCGGGGGCGGGAGCGGGAGCUGGUGGCCCUAGAGAGAGCGCGAUGGAGUCGGUGGCGGCGGCGGAGGCGGCGGCGGCGGCGGCGGCGGCGGCGGAGGCGGAGGUGGCGGCGGCGGAGGCGGUGGUGGAGGUGGCGGCGGCGGAGGUGGCGGCGGCGGAGGCGAGAGCGAGGGUUGCAGGCGAAGCAAGGCUUGCGGCGAGGGCGGCGAGGGCGGCGAGGGCGGCGGCGGCGACGACGGCUAUGGCUGUGGAGGACACGGCUUCAGUCUCCGAAGGAGAAGCGGUUGCCGCCCUGGCCUCCUCGUUGUCGUUGUCCCCCCGCCGCGAGCCGGCCGGGGAAACGGCAACGACUCCGGCGGUGACGGCAGCAGGUAGCGACGCCGGAGCCCCGCCCACCGCCGGUUCACUGGAGACUCGGGGGGCGGCGGAGGAGGGCGGCAACGACGGCGCCGCCGGCGCUGGCUUUGCCCUCCUGCUCCAACAGGAGGACCAAGCCGAGCUCCUGGAAGCUGCCGGGCUUGACCCCGAGGCUCUCGCCGCUUUGCCCGCCGACAUGAGGCGGGAGGUAUUGGAACAGGAGGCCCGCAACCGCCGCAUGAGGGAGGCUCCGGGGAAUGCGGGGGGACCGGUGGACCCGUCCCGGGCGUCGGAGAUGGACAACGCCUCCUUCGUGGCGACGCUGCCGCCGGAGCUGCGGCGCGAGGUCCUGCUCAGCGCCGACGACGCGCUGCUCAGCACGCUGCCGCCGAACCUCGUGGCCGAGGCGAUGGUCAUGCGGGAACGCAUCCCCCACCAGGCGGAGUUCCAAGCGGCGCAGGCGGCACAGGCCGCGGGGUAUGCAUCCGGAGUUAGGGCCGGCGCAGCGGCGGCCGCGGGGGCGGGCGGCGGCGGGGGCGGCGGCGGCAGCGCGGCCCGGGGCUCGUCAGGCGCUCAGACCGGGAGCAGGGGAGGCGGCGCCACGAACGUUGCAUCGGCGGCGCAAGCGAUAGGCGCGGCUCGCCAGGCUCUGAGGAACACGCACGAGGGAGAGUGGAAGCUGGAGGCGGACCUCAAGGGCUCCGACACGACGCCUCCUCAGGUGCCCCGCGAGACGGUGGUGAUGUUGAUCCGCCUGCUGCACCUCCUGACGCCGAUCAGACCCCACCGACUCCUACAGCGCACGGUGCUCAACCUAUGCGCCGGGCACCCGCUCGUCAGGCGGGCGGUCGUCCAAGCGUUGGUCCACAUGAUCAAAUCAGACCCACACCGACUACGGCUAGCGCUCCAGCAGGCAGCCGCGCAGGCUAAGCAGGAUGAGGGGGAGGAGGUGGCGGAGGAGGAAGACGCACCCAUGACGUCGCCAGCAGUGAAGGGCAAGGGCGUGGCGGAUGAGGACGAGGUUAUGGAUGACACCGACAACAACAACAACGGCGGUGCCCCCGGCGGUGCCGGCGUGGGAGGGCCGCCUUCUAUUGCCGCAGGUGGUGACGGCGGUGGUCGCGGGGGAGGCGGUGGGGCCAGGGGGCGUGAGCGAGGCGCGCCUGACCCAGGCGAUCCCUCUCAAGCUAAGACGCCGGAGGCGACGGCGGCAGCAGCCGGAGCAGCUGCUCCUCCGCCAGCAGCAGCGGGAAGCUCCGAUUCCGCGGCGCCCCCGAGUGCGCCGUCGCCGCGGCCGGCGGAAGGCGCCGUGGAAGAGGUGGUGGCGGCGGUCGCGGCGGCGGCGAUCGGGGACGAGGGCGGGUCGAGCGACGGGGGCGGGUCCUCCGCUGCCGCUGGCGGCGGCGGCGGCGGCGGCGGCGGCGGCAGGGGCGGGGGAAGGAUGCGGCGCCGGGAGAGUCUUCAGCGGAUGACGGCCAUGCCCGGGGCGCGCUUCCGCCAGAACGUGCCCCGUAACAUGCGGCCGCUGGUGGAGGAAGAUGAGGAAAAGCAGGGCACGCCGGAGAGCCAGAGGCUCGGCCGCUUCGUGGCCCGGCACAAGUCUCUGCUGAACGCGCUACUCCACCAGAACCCGACCCUGCUCGACAAGAGCCUGUCGGCCAUGGUGCACAACCCUCGCUGCAGGCAGCACCUGGACUUCGAGAACAAGCGGGCUUUCUUCAGGUCCCAGCUCCGGCGUCUCCGGCAGCACUCCACGAGGCGGUACGGGUCCCUGCGCCUGACGGUACCCCGCAGCCAGGUGUUCGAGUACUCGUUCCACCAGCUUAGGGUGCGCAACGCGGAGGAGAUGCGGGGUCGUCUUCACAUCACCUUCCAGAACGAGGACGGCAUCGACGCCGGCGGGCUUACCCGAGAGUGGUACUCCAUCCUGGCGAGGGACAUCUUCAACCAGAACUACGCCUUGUUCAUCGCCGCUGCGGACGGGGCUACCUUCCAGCCCAACCCGGUGUCCCACGUUAACUCCGAGCACCUGGCGUACUUCAAGUUCGUGGGUCGGAUCGUCGGCAAGGCUAUCGCGGACGGGCAGGCGCUCGACGCGCACUUCACGCAGUCCUUCUACAAGCACAUCUUGGGAGUGACGGUGACGCACCUGGACAUGCAGGCGAUCGACCCGGACUACUACAAGAACCUUCUCCAGAUCACCUCCCUGCCUCUCGAGGACCUUGGCCUCGACCUAACCUUCAGCGCCGACACGGAAAUGUUCGGGAGACACGAGGUGGUGGACCUGAUCCCCAACGGGCGCAACGUGAUGGUGACGGACGAAAACAAGCUCGAGUACGUGCAGCGUAUCACGCACCACCGCAUGACCAAUUCCAUUCGCGGCCAGAUCGAGGCCUUCCUCGAAGCCAAUCGUCUCGGAGGGAAGGGCGGAAAGAAGGAUAGAAAGACCAUCAGUGUUGCCACGAACAACACCGAGUACACCAACUUCAAGACGGCGGACAAGGAGAUCCAGUGGUUCUGGAACGUCCUCCGGUCGUUCAGCAGGGAGGACCUGGCCCUGUUCCUGCAGUUCGUCACCGGGACGUCGAAGGUACCGCUGGGAGGGUUCGCGACCCUGCAAGGAAUGCGGGGUAUCCAGAAGUUCAACAUCCACAAGGCGUUCGGCGGCAGCCACCUCCUGCCCGCCGCCCACACUUGCUUCAACCAGCUGGACCUGCCCAAGUACACGAGCGAGGAAAUGACGAGAGAGCGCAUCCUGCUGGCUAUCCACGAGGGGUCGGAAGGGUUCGGUUUCGGGUGA